This is a messenger RNA of Oryctolagus cuniculus (rabbit), 2131 nucleotides long. Lineage: Eukaryota; Metazoa; Chordata; Mammalia; Lagomorpha; Leporidae. The record is from RefSeq and is a predicted model, not a curated record.
CCACGGAGCCCACCGUCCGGCACGACCCGCUCCUUCGCCAGAGAGCAAAGGCAGACAGCAGGUCUGGAAUGUGGCCCCCAGCUUCGUCACAAGACGCUGCAUUCUGCAGACUCUGAUGAGCAACGGAGCUGCUUCCGACAGGGGCAGCUCCAGGCAGCGGGCCCCAGGAGCUGAAAGAAUUAACACAGGCUCCAGCUCUUCCAAGCACCACCAGGGACGCUUCCUGUGCGCCAGGGCCUUUUCUCUUCAAAUCGACCCCCUACGGGAGACACUAAGAUCCUAUCCACAACCGAUCCUCUAAGGCGGGGUGAGUCCCAAGAAUCAAAUUGCUGUGUUAUAUGAUCAAAUGAUGCUGUUGCAAAAAAUCCCCCAGCAACUGUGCAGCUUAAAGAAAUGCCCAUGGUCAUGUGAUUCCAGAUACUUCUGGGGCUGGUUGAAUGCAGUAUUUAAUAAAGUGGAUCAUGACCGCAUCAAGGAUGUCGGCCCCAACAGGGCUGCGUCUGAGUGGCUGCUGCGCUGUGGGGCCACCGUGCGCUACCACGGCCAGGAGAGGUGGCAGAAGGACUACAACAACCUCCCAACAGGCCCUCUGGACAAAUACAAGAUUCAAGCCAUCGAUGCCACCGACUCCUGCAUCAUGAACAUUGGAUUUGAUCACCUGGAGGGCCUAGAACAUGUUGAAAAAAUCCGGCUGUGCAAGUGUCAUUAUAUUGAGGAUGACUGUUUGAAGAGGCUUAGUCAACUUGAAAAAUUACAGAAAAGCUUAUUGGAAAUGGAGAUAAUUUCCUGUGGGAAUGUCACAGACAAAGGCAUCAUUGCUUUGUGUCAUUUAAGAAACCUCAAGUAUUUGCUUUUAAGUGAUCUUCCCGGAGUCCGAGAAAAAGAAAAUCUUGUUCAAGCCUUUAAGACCGCACUGCCUUCUCUGCAACUAGAAUUGCACUUGAAGUAAAACAGUAGUGACCAAUAAGUGUCUUUUUUUAGUAUAAAGGAGCAUUUCAAAUCGUUGGUCCUAAACAACAACAGAUAUUAUAUGAUCAUUCACAGAAGGAUGAAGAAGUCUUAUCAUGGCAUUGUAGAAAUGGAGAGUCUACGUAGUAGGAAAUUGUUGGAUGUGACUCACUAAAGCUACUCUGUUGAAAGUGAGACUUGAAUACAAUAAACCAUGUUAAUAAAGAUGCAAAUUAGGUAGCAUUUAAGUUGUAAGAUUCAGUAUUUAAUACAAAUACCCAUAUAAAUAUCUUCUCAUGUAGACAGAUUCAUCAAAGUGAUCAGGGAGCAUAACAUGGAUAUCUAUUUAUUAUAACUAAUUUGUAUUAUAUUUAACUUUAAAAUUGUUGAAGCAUGUUAUUAUAAGUGCACAAUCAUGAUGAACUAAAACCCAAAUUACAGAUUGAUUAAUGAAGUGAAAUAUGCAAAGUAGCUGAAGGUUGUUGAGGCCUCCAUGUAUAUGGCUUCCCGGUCUGCAUGCUUUUCUCAUGAUCCUGCAUCUCUGUGUUCUUAAUAGCAUAUCGACUUGAUCAGAUUAAAUGCUUUCUAACCUAUGUUGUAAGCUUAGGUUAGUUUUUUUUAUGAAAAUUGGACAGAGAUACUUGUCUUAAUUCAUAUAGUGCUGCUGAUGGCAACAGAACAGAGGAAAUACUGUUAAAGACCAGCAGGCUAAGCUUUUCUCUUAAAAAAUAAUUUCAUAAUAAACACCAUAAUGCAAUUUUCAAGCAGAAAGAUGAAUUUUAGUUGUUUUGGAAACCAACUUAUGUAAAUAAUACAUAGCAUAAAUGAUAUAUACUGUUUACUAAUAUAAUUGCCACUAUCAGUGAAAUCCAUUGGAGAACAGAGAAUAGAAAGGAUGGAGAAUGGUGUCAUGUGAUACAGUGUGAUUCCAUGCUGAAGAAAAGGAUUAUAGACACGGUUAAACUGAGCAUGAGCUGACUGGACGCGCCAGAGAAAACAGCUCUCUUUGUCGAGGGGUUCACUGCCAUGUGCUGACAGAACUGAUUCACCAUGAUUUGUGCACAGCUGCAUUUCGAUUCUGAAUGAUUUUCUGUGAAACCACUGGGUGAACUGGGCAGUUAUAGUCAUCUGCCUCUGUCAAAAAAAAAAAAAAAAAAAGACAAAAAUGUUAACUCUUUGUAGA